Molecule: messenger RNA, 4292 nt
Organism: Maylandia zebra (zebra mbuna)
Lineage: Eukaryota; Metazoa; Chordata; Actinopteri; Cichliformes; Cichlidae
Biological process (GO): regulation of transcription by RNA polymerase II
Cellular component (GO): nucleus
Molecular function (GO): DNA-binding transcription factor activity; RNA polymerase II cis-regulatory region sequence-specific DNA binding
Source: RefSeq, a predicted model, not a curated record
ACCACCGUGGGGAAGUACGCCAUUUUGGCUCAAACAAAGUCAGCUAUAUUUUAUCCCCGUUAAGAUGAUAUAAGUUGUUUUCGUGGGGUUUUUUUCUGUUAAAAAUCUACAGGGCAUGACUUUGCUUUCCACAAGUUAACGUUUGAUGCAAGUGUAACAUUUUCUCGUUUUUAGAGCGUGCACGCAGUUAGUAAUGAUUAAAAGUCACAGCUGAGCUGUACUGUAAGCCAAGCUAACUUAACAUUUAGCUGUGCUGUUGCUGUUUGUUGUGACUGUGUGUGCAAUGGGUGGCUGCUCCGCUCCAAACUGCUCCAAUUCAACCAGCAUAGGCAAGCAGCUGUUUCGGUUCCCCAAAGACCCUGUGCGGAAGAAGAAAUGGGUGGUGAACUGUCGACGGGACUUUGAACCAACUCCUCACUCCAGACUCUGUCAAGACCAUUUUGAGCAGAGCCAGUUUGAGGAAAUAGCCAGGUCUCCAGCUGGGGGGAAGAAGCUGAAACCUAAUGCUAUCCCCACUCUGUUCAAUGUUGGAGAACCUCCCUACCCCGCAUUCACGGUUCCCUACAUCCUGCACCCUUUGAAACCUGAGCCAGUGGAGAAGGAGCUGAAUUUCGGGGAUCAUGGCUAUGCCAGACGCACCCCUUUGCCUGGCUUAGAGGAGGAAGAUGCGGACAGAACAUCUGAAGAUCAGCAGCCCUGCACACAUUGCCAGCUGCUUAGGAAACAGCUGGAGCAGGAGAUGCAACACACUGCAAGGCUACAGAAAGAGGCUGAAGAGAUGAAGAAGCGUCUUUAUCGACUUGACCGGCUUGAAAAGGGUCUUCAGAAUUUUCUGUAUGAGGAUCAGAUCCGAGCCCUGUCACUCACCAAACGCUCCCGACGUGCUGUCUGGUCUCCGGAGACAAUCCUGAAAGCCCGGAAUAUCCGCUGUGCAGUUGGCACCAAGGGGUACGAGUACCUGAGAGAGAUUGGUUACCCGUUACCCUCCUAUAGGACUCUGUGUAACCGUUUGGAGACUAAGAUCAUGGUGACGACUGAUAUGAGCUGCGAGGAGCUGGCAGAGCUAGGCCUGGGGCUCAUGGCCACCUGCGACAGUCCCCCUGAAGUUGGAGAUAAUGAUGAGGAAGAACUGAUAGGUGUUUUGUCUUCUUAGCAGUUUGUGUGAAUUGCUAAAGACUAAAGCUGAAUUAUUGUGCUUUGUAUCUCCUCCUUGAAUGACUUGACGUGAAUUUGCUUUUGUUAUGUCAACUGGUUGCACUCUCAAAUGCUUAUAUGCGUGUGAUCAGCUGAUAAGAGAUGCUCAGGCUAGCCUACAGUUUUACUUGUAGUAUUUUCUCCCCACCCUGCUGUUAUCCCAUCUAGAAUCAGAUACAGAUUUUUUUUUUUCAGGUCCCUGAUGCCAAAGAGGUAUUGAUAAAAAUAUAAGCUUUGGUGUUGGUGCGUGGCAUUAAGAGAAUCUAUUUGAAACAGCUUAAAUCUCAGCUUCCUUUAGCUUGACUAAAAUGCAGAAUAGGUGCUCGGCAAAAUCCAACUACCAUCAUGAGACCAGAGGUGGUAGGGGAAACAGUGAAGCUUAUUACAAGUGAAACAAGACUUUCCACCAGAAGACUGCAUUUCCUGCUUUGGAGCUAGAUGUUUACUAAUGAGUUCAACAUAGGGGAAGAUUGGGUUAAAAUCAAGUGAGCCCUUAACAAUGAUAAGCAUACACAUUGAGACGUGGGGCUAAGAGUAUAGUGUGCAUUAAAAUCUGAUAUGUCAUGAGUUGUUAAACAAUUCUCGAUAUAAAAGCAACUGAGAGCAACGAGCACCAAAAGCAAAGGACACUGAUACGGCAGAACAGCAGGAAACAGGGAUGGACCUCUGAAAAUGCUGACCCACUGUGAGCUUGAACAUGUGCAGAGCAUGUGUACCAUGUAGCUUGUUACUGAUUGUAGUUGAGAAUUGUUUAGAGGAGUCAUUUGCGCAAACCCUGACAAGUUUGAUGCUUGUGUUUUUAAAGUCAAGUGUCUCUGAGCUUGGCUGAUAUUUGCUGGCUCUGUUUACAUGUAUAAUAAAAUUAGCAUUUGGAAUAUUUAACUUUAUUUAAGUUUCAUAUAGACACAUCUCAUUACAGAGUGUUCCCUCGACAUUGUGAUUUUUUUUUUUUCUUAUUUAUUUUCAAUCUUUUUGUUUUGGUUUGUUUUUUGUUUUUUUGGGUGGGAUGUAAAGCACAUGAUUUAUGUCUUUAACCAUAACAUGGGUUUAGUAUCAAACUAUAUUGUUCAAUCAUACCUCUCCAGUUUAAGCAUUAAUAAAACUGAAUUUCUGUACCUUAUUUUGGUCACAUGUACACAACUGAGACCCUCGCUGUUUUUCAAGAAGGUUCCAAAAACGAUGUAUGGAAAAGGAAAUAAGAGUAAAUCCUGCACUGGUGAAUAACCUAAUUUUGCACUACAGUGUAAAUUUCACUCUGAGAAUUUCCCCUUUGCUCUGUUUUGAAGUGUUCAAAUUUUCUGGAUAGUUUAAGUCAACCUCAAAAUUUAUACAGAAGCUUGAAUAUAUACAUACUUCAACUAAUAUUUUAUUAAAUGUCCCUUAGCAAGUUGUACCUCAACCAGACAGCUUUGGUAGCUGUUUCCAUUGGUACGGACAUGACUUUUAAUCCACAAAUUGUCGAUACUGUUGAGUGUUUUGGGAAGGCCAUUCUGGCAGCUUAAUGUUGGCCUGCUUUGUGUGUUUGAGAUCAUGUCAUGUUGGAACAACCAAUUAUGUCCAUGUUUCAACCGUCUAGCUGUUAAUUUGUGAUGUUGAGACUCCAAUACAUUUGGGUCCAUUUGGAGGCAGUCCUCUCUCAUUAUUCGGUCCACUUUGUGCAAAGUACCAGUACCACUGGCAGUAAAACAAACCCAGAGGAUGAUGCUACCAUCACCAUACUUCACCACUGGUACAAUGUUCUUAAGUUGAAAGUCUCUCCUUUACUCCUCCAAACAUACCUCUUGUCACUGAGGCCAACAGGCUCAGCCUUUGUCUUGUCUUACCAUAAAACCUUUCUGCAGAAAGCCUCCAUUUCUCAUUCAUGAGUGAGGCUCAAGUUGCUGAUUUUGAAGCAGAGGCUUCUUUCUUGGUUGGCAUCCACUCCCAUGGCAAUGUAAAAAUCUCUCCUCUGUGCACAGUGACCCCGGUGUUCCAGCAGUUCCCAGUUCAUAGCAAAUGCGAACAUUAGUGGUUCUUAACCAGUUUCCUCUCAUUUGAGGGGGACAGUUUAGGUCUACUAUCAGACCUUAACAAAGCAGUCGACCAACUUCUACUUUUGAUAGUUGUUUGCGAGGUUAUUAUAGUUCACUUAAACUAGAUGUGGAAACACACUUAACAAUUUUAUUAACUGAAACAGAAAUAAAAACUUGCAAAAAAAGAUUAAAGUAACAUGAUUUUGUGAAUUUGGAAAACUAGCUAAAAUAUAAAUAAAAAAACAGGAAAAUACUUAGUUUUGGUACGUUACUGGUAAAACUCGACUAUUGAGGUAUUGGAUGGAGGUCUGUGGGUUUUUUUGUGAUACUCAUUUUCCUAAAUCUUGCCUCUGAUAUAUACCCUUUAUACAAUAAUAACAAAAAAGACUACAAAAACUAAUAAAAACUCAAUUAAAUUAAAAGCGAAAAGUUAAAAUAAAAAUAAAACCUAAUUUAUAAAAUACAUAACUAUAAUACCUGAGUUCCUGAGACCUUCUGGCCAAUACAGUAAACAUUACCUUUGUACACCGGCAAAGAGAAACUCCCAGUUGUGCUCAAUUAUGAUCCCCAACAAGAAGUCGAAAGACAUUGUAGAACCUUGAGCAAUACUUAUUAAAAGAUUUAAAUGAAUGCAUGUAUCUAUUUGAGCCUGUAUGUAUAAUUUUGAUCCUGUGUGGAUCAGAGAAAAUCCAAUAAAUUUAAACUUGUGCACCGGAAUCUUUUUUUUCUAAAAGUCAUUAAGGUAAUGCUGUAACUGUAAGAUCAUCCGUAUAACAGUUCAAAGAAGUCGUUAAAAGCCCCAAAUGACUAUGACAUUCAUGCUCAUGAGUGGAUGGAAACUUCUGACUGCAGCUAUACACGUUCUCCAUGUCAGGCAGCUCACAGUAACAGUUAACAUUGGAUGCUAGAAUAAAAAUGAAAGCAUAUUAAUUUACUAGUGAUAAAACUUAAACCCAAGUCUCAUUAAAUCCCACUGUUGUAACUUAAUCUCAGGUCAUGUGUGUUACUUUUCCCCACAUAAAACAAACAGCUACCCAGGUUGGACUUUGAGCAAAUCGGUAACAUAAAAGCCAAUAUAUUUAUUUA